AGCAAAUAAUUGCCCAAUUUGAAUUUAGCCAUGUUUCUGUAAAUUAUUUCCUUUUUGCUCUGUGAGAUAAGGCUUCCUAUAAAUAAAGUACCAUUUUUCUUGUGAGAAUCCAUCAGAAAGAACUCAAUUUUUCAGGAGCUUUGCAAUAUAGCACCGCCUAAAUAAGUGAACUAUGAAGUUCUACAACUGCAUGUUGUUAUUGUCGCUGGUACUCUGUGUCAGUGCCCAGAACUGGUUCACUGAUGCUGGAGCAUUCAUAAGGGAUGCUUAUCGAGGCGCUGAGGAUAUGUGGCGUGCAUACAGCGACAUGCGGGAAGCGAAUUAUAAAAAUGCAGAUAAAUAUUUCCAUGCUCGUGGGAAUUAUGAUGCUGCCCAAAGAGGGCCUGGCGGUAAAUGGAUAGCAGAAGUUAUUAGUGAUGCUAGGGAACGUUGGCAAGGUGGCAAUAGUGGCAGAGGAGCAGAAGACACACGUCAAGACCAGGAGGCAAAUGCAUGGGGCAGAAGUGGAGGAGACCCAAACCGCUACAGACCAGAGGGCCUUCCCACGAAAUACUAAUGCAGUCUGCAAUACUUUACAAUGGUUCAAAUUUUCUACCAUCUGUGCAAAACCACAAUAAAUACAAUCUUAAAUUUC
Molecule: messenger RNA, 634 nt
Organism: Mauremys mutica (yellowpond turtle)
Lineage: Eukaryota; Metazoa; Chordata; Testudines; Geoemydidae
Product: serum amyloid A protein-like
Exons: 4
Coding region: 173-556 (127 amino acids)
Cellular component (GO): extracellular region
Source: RefSeq, a predicted model, not a curated record